AUGUCCCCCACCUCCUCUCUCAAUACCCUCCUCCCUCUCGUCCUCACCUUCGCCCUCACCACAGCAUCAGCAUCAGCAUCAGCAUCGGCCCUCGCAACCGUGCAAUUCACAUCCUACGGCACCCCGAACUGCGCUUCCGCGGCUAUAGGCUCCGCGCGCGUCGUCUCGACGUACUGUGUGAAUAUCGAGGAUUUUCCGAUCAGUUCGUUUAGUGCGUCUGUGUCUGAGCCGUGUGAGGCGGGACAGACGGCCGUGUUGAGGUUGUUUGGGGAGGCGGGGUGUGAUGAGGGGGUUUUGGAGGAGGUUGAGUUGGGUACGGGAGGGGAGGAUGGGUGUUUUGGGUUCGAGGGGACGGUGAGGAGUUUGAGUGUUCACUGUGUUUAG
Molecule: messenger RNA, 384 nt
Organism: Aspergillus melleus
Lineage: Eukaryota; Fungi; Ascomycota; Eurotiomycetes; Eurotiales; Aspergillaceae
Exons: 2
Coding region: 1-384 (127 amino acids)
Source: RefSeq, a predicted model, not a curated record